CACUAUGGCCAGCGCCGGUUCCCGGGACAGUAACGGCGUUGUGCAGAUCUUCAAGGAGGACCGGUGCCCAUCCGGUAGGCUCGAGGACUGCCUCCUCAACUUCACCUGGCAGCCAGGUUUCCCAGAGCUGUUCAACUACACAGCUAAUGGCAGCUGGCUGGGGGAACCGGAGCCCAUGUCGCCAAUCAUCCUUAUCAUAGCAGCGAUGUACUCCGUAGUGUUUGUGGUCGGACUGGUUGGAAACUGUCUGGUCAUGUUUGUCAUCAUCAGGUACACUAAGAUGAAUACAGCCACCAACAUCUACAUCUUUAAUCUGGCUGUAGGCGACGCCUUAGUGACCACCACAAUGCCUUUCCAGAGUACUGACUACCUGAUCAACUCCUGGCCCUUCGGAGAGGUGGUGUGUAAGGUGUUCAUCAGUAUAGACUACUACAACAUGUUCACCAGUAUCUUCACUCUGACCAUGAUGUCAGUGGAUCGAUAUGUAGCUGUGUGUCACCCGGUCAAGGCUCUGGACUUUAGAACUCCCGUGAAAGCGAAGAUCAUCAACGUUCUCAUCUGGGUUUCAUCCUCCGCUGCCGGCAUCCCUGCUCUAGUGCUGGGCAGCACACAGAACAACAACGGUACCACAGAGUGUGCCCUCCAGUUCCCUGACCCCUAUCUCUACUGGGACACAGUGAUGAAGAUCUGUGUGUUCAUCUUCGGCUUCGUGGCCCCCCUCCUCAUCGUCAGUGUGUGUUAUACCCUCAUGGUUCUGCGUCUGAAGAGCGUGCGGCUGCUCUCUGGCUCCCGGGAGAAGGACCGGAACCUGCGGCGGAUCACCCGGCUGGUUCUGGUGGUGGUAGCAGUGUUCAUAGUCUGCUGGACGCCUAUCCACAUCUUUAUCCUGGUUAAGAUGCUGGCGCCCCCCGGGGGCAUCCUCGAGACCACGCCCGUCAUGGCAGCCUACUUCUUCUGCGUUGCCCUGGGUUACACUAACAGCAGCCUCAACCCCAUUCUCUACGCCUUCCUGGAUGAGAACUUCAAACGCUGCUUCAGGGACUUCUGCUGUCCGGGGGGGAGGGGGGCAGGGGGGGACAGCCAGGGGGGGAGUCGAGUGAGGAGCACGUUGAGGAGCUACACCUGUCCACCUAGGGCUCGGGGGCAGGGGGGAGGCCAAGGGGGACAGAGGGAGGGGGAGGUCGGUAUGACUAGCGGUGGAGCUGGACCAGUCCUCCCUUAACUCCCACAGCAGUGAACGGGUUGACUCCGAUUGCAUCGUCUAUCUCCGGGAGAGUAUUACAGCACCGUUUUCUGAUGUGUUCUAGAGCAGUACAUCCUUCACCUCACCACCUCUCUCUUAGCCUGACCCAGUCCUAAAGAGACCCAGGUCUUCUCUUCUAACUGAGGGACAGCAGUACAUCCUUCACCUCACCACCGCUCUCUUAACCUGACCCAGUCCUAAAGAGACCCAGGUCUUCUCUUCUAACUGAGGGACAGCAGUACAUCCUUCACCUCACCAAUUGCUAACAAAUGUUCAGUCUCAGUUAACCUGUCUGGGAACGGGGUUCAAAUGGCCAAAAGCCAAUGAAAUUGCAGGGCGCCAAAUUCAAUCAACAUAAAUCUUAUAAAUCAAAUUUCUCAAACAU
This is a messenger RNA of Oncorhynchus kisutch (coho salmon), 1628 nucleotides long. It is a transcript of the gene oprk1, whose product is annotated as opioid receptor, kappa 1. Gene Ontology annotation, biological process: sensory perception of pain; G protein-coupled opioid receptor signaling pathway; neuropeptide signaling pathway. Bases 5 to 1222 code for a protein of 405 amino acids. Gene Ontology annotation, cellular component: neuron projection; plasma membrane. The transcript is spliced from 4 exons. Lineage: Eukaryota; Metazoa; Chordata; Actinopteri; Salmoniformes; Salmonidae. The record is from RefSeq and is a predicted model, not a curated record. Gene Ontology annotation, molecular function: neuropeptide binding; dynorphin receptor activity.